GAGUUUGACAAACAUAGCGCAUACUAAAAUAUAUUAUUAUAUCCGUUAUAGAAAGCCUUUAGUUAAAAAUGAAACUUGAAAUUUAAAUUUUGUAUCACGAUUAUAUAUUUAUUUUCGUGAUAAAAUCACUAUGACAAAAUAUUUAAAUAAAAUACUAUUAUAAAAACGAAAAAUGACAGUCAAAUAUCACACGUUAUUCUAUAUUUUAAGUUCAUGGGUUGUCACAAAAAGUACUUCUGCUCAAAAAAAAGCGUCAAUCAAAAUGGAUAUUCCGUUAAAUGAAGCGGUUGAGCUUGAAUGCGGUCAUAUAAACGAAACAAUUGUAAGUGUAAUCUGGCAAACCGCCCCACAAAACAAAACUUUACGUACAGUUUAUAGUAAUGAUUCGCUUAAUAAUAAAAAGAACCGCCCUCCAACAUAUACAAAUUCAAGAAUAAUAGUAAGUGGUAAAAGUUCUAUAAAAAUUGGAAGCACCCAAAUGACUGACAGAGGAAUCUGGGAAUGUAACGUCAUUAUUUUGAAAAACGGAGUUUUGGAUAAUCAACUGAUGUCGACGUAUGAUAUUAACAUAAUAAGCAAGCCAAGUCCUGUAACAGUGGAAACUAAUAAAUUAGACGUUAUAAAAAAUGGACAUGCAUCUGCCUAUUGUGACAGUCAAUCUCCAUCUUCAUUUUCAUUGUUUUGGGAACGUGUGAAAGGAAAUAUUUCAGAUCAUGUCUCCUUUAAAAAUGAAUAUAGCAUAAAAGAUGACCUACAUAUUAAUCGAGUAUAUAUUUAUAUUAAAAACAUUGAUGAAAAAGACGCUGGUGAUUAUAAAUGUACUGCAAAAAAUCUUGCUGGAUAUGCUUCUGAAAUUGUAACUGUCAAAUUAAAAAGUAUGCCAAUUAUUUCUACACAAAAAAAAUUCAUGAUGAACAUGUAUACCGAUGGUCAACUUAAAUGUAGUGCUAAAGGAUAUCCAAAUAUUGAUUUUACAUGGGAGAUACCAAAGAAACUUCCUUUGCUUGCACUUAAGAUAAAGCCUUUGGAAAGUAUUGAUAGAUACAAAGUAUUACAAACUACUAUUGAUAUAGAUACUGAUAUAGCAACCUCAGUUUUGCAAAUAAAAAAUGUUCAGCGAUCAGACAUGAGUUUUUUUAAGUGUUGUGCGCAAAAUGACAUGGGAAAAACUGAAAUAGCUAUUGAAGUAUCUGGUUUAAAAACCCCUGAGGCUCCUAUUGUUGUAAAGUAUACAGUUUCCAAACAUAGUGUUACAUUGUACUUGAAGCUUGGAGAUGAUGGAGGAUCUCCGGUGAAUCUAGUUACUAUUCAAUAUAGAAAAAACUCAUCUGAAACAUGGAAUGAAGCAUCGAAAAAAAAGAUUAAAAAAGAACUUACCUAUUAUACUAUUAAUAAUCUUUCAGAAAAUGUCAAUUACACUUUCAGAGUGUCAGCUUCAAAUGCUAUUGGAACAAGCGAAUAUAAUAAAUUUUUUAUAGCUAUUGCAGAUGGAAUUCAAACUUCAUCUAUACAUGGCAAUAUAGGUAGUGAUAUCAAAUUGACUUUGAUUGUUAUCAUUGGGGGAGUUAUUGCUGGAGUAUUCUGUAUAGGAGUAAUUAUUGCUUUAUUUAUGAAAAAAACAUGUCGAAAAGAAUUUAACUUAACAAAUAAUGAGAGAGACAGUACAAUUCGUAGUAUUCUUCCUACAACUGAUAUAAAUUCUGUUGAACUAGAGUCAAUCUUUUAUGAUUCUGAUGAAUGGGAAUUUCCACGAGAAAAGCUUGUCAUAACCUCAGUGUUGGGUGCAGGUGCCUUUGGUAUAGUAAUGUCAGGUAUUGCUCGUGGAAUAGAAGGUACCAAUGAUGAAGUUAAAGUAGCUGUUAAAAUUGUUAGAGAUCAUUCAAAUGAAGCCGCAAAAAAAGACCUUCUUGCAGAAUUAAAUCUUCUUAAAAUGAUACCUGAGCAUGAGAAUGUAAUACGUUUAUUAGGUUGUUGUACUCGACAAGAUCCUCUUUAUGUUAUUGUUGAGUUCUGUGCAAAUGGCGACCUUCAAGGACUUUUAAGAAGCAGUCGUGGCAUUUAUGAACGAUAUUAUAAGACAUGCUAUGGUGGCUCUGUUCCCAGUCUAACAUCAAAAAUGCUUUUAAAGUUUGCACUUCAAAUAUGCAAAGGAAUGUCACAGUUAUCCUCUAUGAAAGUUAUCCAUAGAGAUUUAGCAGCAAGAAAUGUUUUGGUGGAUGAAAAUCUUAUAUGUAAAGUCAGCGAUUUUGGUUUUGCAAGAGAUAUUUAUGAGGAUGAUCACUAUCUAAAAAGAUCAGCUGGUGGUCGGUUUCCUAUUAAAUGGAUGGCAAUUGAGUCCCUUUUAGAUAACAUAUCUACUACAAAAAGUGAUGUUUGGUCAUUUGGAGUUGUUGUAUGGGAACUAAUUACUCUCGGAGCAUCACCUUACCCUGGAAUGAACUCAUAUGAGGUUGUUAGUUUUCUUCAAGAUGGCAAAAGGAUGGAUAAACCAAAACACUGUUCAAAUGAACUUUAUAAAAUUGUUUUGGAUUGCUGGAAUCCUUCUCCUCUGAGUCGACCCUCAUUUAUGGAAUUAGUUCUUAAAUUUCAAAAGUUGGUUGAUGAAAGCGAAACGAAGGAGUUUAUUGAUAUGAAUUUUUACCAGGAUCAUUUAUAUGUAAACUUUGAUGCAACUGUUUCAACUUCAGCAUCGUCUUCGUCAUAUAUCGGAACUCCGCAUAACUCUUUAGGAAGAAAUCGAAUAAACGUAAUAAAUACGACAGUUCGUCAAUCUAGUAACCCAAUGUAUAACAGUACUUUACCAGGUAGUUCUCCUGUUGUACCUGAACGUGCCCGGUUUAUUCCAGACUCAAACCCCUUACAAACCUCUCGGCGACCCUCUAAUAAUGAAAAUAAUAUUGAAGACACUGAAUUUUCGGAAAGAAGAGAUACAGGGCGCUCUACUGUAUCGCGCUUGAGUGAAACAACUUCGCUUCUACCUAAAGUCUAGCUAAUUUGAGUAUAUUAUAAUAAACAGUUAAGGUUUAUAAAAAAAAGAUUCAGCUUGGUACAGAAUGUGCUGUUAGUUACGAUAUGUAAAGAUAUUCAGCUAGUUACGGUAAAUAUAUUAUCCGCUAGUUACAACAGAAGUGAACCACUUUGGAAAUACUCCUUAAUAAUUGUUUUUCUAUGAAAAAUAUAACUUCAAAAUAUAACUUUGGUAAUGAUCUAGUUUAGAUAAAAAAUUUUAAUACGCUUUCUUGUUUUGCGUUAAGAAACGCUAAUGCUUCUACUCCAUGUGAAUUAGGUUUGCUUCCGAAGAAGAUUUUGUUCCUUAUGAAUCUCCCUCUUUAUUUUCGGUAUAUUCUUAUUUUUGUAAAACUGAAAAGUUUUUUUUAAUAAAAAUAUUUUUAAAA
Messenger RNA from Hydra vulgaris (swiftwater hydra), 3395 nucleotides. RefSeq names its product fibroblast growth factor receptor 1. Gene Ontology annotation, biological process: multicellular organism development; protein phosphorylation; cell surface receptor protein tyrosine kinase signaling pathway. The record is from RefSeq and is a predicted model, not a curated record. Gene Ontology annotation, molecular function: protein binding; transmembrane receptor protein tyrosine kinase activity; ATP binding. NCBI's taxonomy places the organism in Eukaryota, Metazoa, Cnidaria, Hydrozoa, Anthoathecata, Hydridae. Gene Ontology annotation, cellular component: plasma membrane; signaling receptor complex.